Verruconis gallopava is the source of this 1625-nucleotide messenger RNA. RefSeq names its product isocitrate lyase. The record is from RefSeq and is a predicted model, not a curated record. Gene Ontology annotation, biological process: carboxylic acid metabolic process. The transcript has 3 exons. Gene Ontology annotation, molecular function: isocitrate lyase activity. NCBI's taxonomy places the organism in Eukaryota, Fungi, Ascomycota, Dothideomycetes, Venturiales, Sympoventuriaceae. The coding region runs from base 27 to 1625 and encodes 532 amino acids.
GCGUCUACUUCCUUCUUCAUCCCAACAUGCCCAAUCUUAGUAUUUCACUCGAUGCUGAGCAGGCAGCAUUUGAAGCGGAGGUGCAGCGCAUAGAGGCUCAAUGGAGCUCGGAGCGACAAAAGCAUUUAAAAAGACCGUACACUGCUCGCACAAUCGCUGCAUUAAGAACAUCAAUCCCUGCGCCGGCAGAAGCAUCAUCCAUUCAAGCCGUAAAGCUCUGGAACCAACUGCAUGAACAUAAUAGAAAUGGAACCACAGAACUGACGUUUGGUACAACUGAUCCCGUGGCUGCUUCGCAGCUUGCGAAGCACUCACAGACCGUUUAUGUGUCUGGAGCUUUAUGCGGCUUUUCUGAAGUGGCAAUGCCAGGGAUGGAUCAUGCAGACUACCCUUGGGAUACGGUACCCAAAGUUGUGUCCAAGAUUUUCAAAUCACAACUCUGGCACGACCAACGGCAGAGACAAUUUCGCAUGAGACACGUUAAAGAAGAGCGAGCGGCGCUUGAAAACAUAGACUAUCUUGCCCCGAUCGUUGCAGAUGGUGACAUGGGCUUUGGUUCGCUCACCAGCACGAUGAAGAUGGCGCGAGAGUUCGUCGAUGCAGGUGUCGCUAUGAUCCACAUUGAUGACCUUGCUAUUGGUAUGAAGAAAUUCACUAUCGGCCAAGGCCGGACAGUCGUACCUACAAGCGAGUAUCUGGAUCGUUUAACAGCUGUGCGGGCACAAUUCGAUAUCAUGGGAGCAGAAACCCUGCUACUGUGUCGAUGCGACACAGACCAUUCUGAAUUCAUCACGUCUGUGAUUGAUGAAAGGGAUCAUGAAUACGUUCUUGGUGCAACAAAACCAGUAGAGCCCCUCAAAAGUGUGCUUCAAAGAGCUCUGGAGGCAGGAAAGGAUUUGACCGCAGAAAGGAACGCCUGGAAGGCUUCUGCAGGCCUUGCUACUUUUGAUGAAGCAGUCGAAGCCGUCGCAGAAGCAGGUGAGUUCGACGCCUACACAGCAGAAAUAUCCAAAAUAAAAUUCCCUUCUCUUGCGACCAGAAGGGAAAUUGCAUCGAAGACCGUCAAAAAGGACGUCUUCUUUGACUGGGAGCUUCCUCGCUCUGCUAUGGGCCAGUAUAUGUUCAAGUCGUGCGUGAAGGCUGUAAUUGAACGAGCUUUGGCAGCCGCUCCGCUAGGUGAUGUAACUUGGGCACGCAUGGACUCGCCAGUGUGGAAAGACAUUGUUGAAUUCCACACCGCAGUUCGGAAGGUCUACCCCGAGCGCUUGUUCGCUUUUGGAUAUACCGGAGACUACGACUUCGCGAAAGCUGGGUUCUCCGAAGAUCAAGUAAAGACUUUACAUCUAGAUCUGGCUAAACUAGGUAUAGUGUGGCAAGUUCAACCAAUUUGGAGUCUUCAAGGACUGAACCUUUUGACCGACCAAUUUGCAAAGUUGUGGGCGGAAGAAGGGAUUGCUGGAUAUAUACGAACGGUUCAAACCCCUGCUCUGAGCACAAAGCCGAUGACGGAUGGCUUUGAGAAGCUGAGCUAUUGCGGUGGAUACUUUGCAGAUGCAUUGUUUGAGACCGUUGCUGGGCAAGUCAUCACAGAAAAAGGCAGCCUCGGAAAUUUCUCGCGACAUUGA